AUGAGGUUGAAUUACUUGAACAAUAAAAUUCGGUACAUUUCUUACCUCUCUGCAUUACUUAACUUUAAAAACAGAAAGAUUAAACAAUCACUGAAAGCGGUAUUCCACAAUUAUUGUGUAACAUGUCAGAAGCCCAUAUGUUUUAUGUUAAUAUGGCCCUUAAAAAAUAAAAAGUUAGCAAUUGAAAAACGAGAGGAACCCAAACAUCUUGCAGUUUUAGGUUUUGCAGACAGUCUAUUUGAGAAUGGCAAAUAUGAGGAAUGUUAUAACAUUUUAAUGAAAUCUGAGGAGAAAAAUAAUAUAGAAAUAAAAUGGAGAGUUUGCCGUGUUUUGUACAAUAUGGCAAAGCAGCCAAAACAUGAUCAAGCUCACAAAAAUGAGCUCAUAUCAAAAGCAUACAGUAUUAUAGCGGAAGAAAUAGAAAUGCAUUGGGACCACUUUGCAGUUCAGAAAUGGUAUGCUCUCAUUUUGGAUCUGAAAAGUUCAAAUGAUGGAGUAAAAAAAAGGAUAGAGGAGCUGAAAAAUGUUAAAAAACAUAUGGAGCUGGCCAUCGCAUUGAAUCCAAACGAUGCUACAUUGCUCCACAUGUUGGGUGAGUGGUGCUAUCAGGUUUCUGAAGUCCCUUGGCAUCAGCGUAAAACAGUAGAAGCGUUGUACACAACUCUACCUCACUCAACGUAUGAGGAUGCCCUUGAGUAUUUUCUAAAAGCUGAAUCAGCGCAACCUCGGUUCUACAGCGUCAACCUCCUCCGGUUAGGUUGUUGUUACUUAAAAUUAAACAAGGAAGACCAAGCAAAGUAUUAUUUAAAACUGGCCGCCAGUUAUCCGGCCAAGUCAAAUGAUGAUCAUCUCGCUAACAAAGCAGCGAUAGAACUUUUACGCAAGUUGAAAGUUAAGACUGACUUCUCAGCAUCUCCUUAA
Molecule: messenger RNA, 921 nt
Organism: Leptosia nina
Lineage: Eukaryota; Metazoa; Arthropoda; Insecta; Lepidoptera; Pieridae
Source: the annotation of a GenBank genome assembly